Molecule: messenger RNA, 4055 nt
Organism: Ornithorhynchus anatinus (platypus)
Lineage: Eukaryota; Metazoa; Chordata; Mammalia; Monotremata; Ornithorhynchidae
Gene: GALNT15
Product: polypeptide N-acetylgalactosaminyltransferase 15
Exons: 10
Coding region: 563-2503 (646 amino acids)
Cellular component (GO): Golgi apparatus
Source: RefSeq, a predicted model, not a curated record
UUUGCUCAGUAUUGUGUCUGGCAAAAGGCUUCCUGACUAAGUGCUGGAGUUAUGUGUGAAAGAAAGUCAGGGACUGACUAGUUUACAUCUGUUCAUCUGACCUGGCUUGGAGCGACAAAACUGGGAAACGCUGUCAACUGUGCUUUGAAACAGGACAAACCACCUCGCUCCAGGCACCUAUGGGAAACUUUGGCUGCUUCAAGAAACCUUGUGGAAUGAAGGACUGAGCAAAAUGGAAUCUUUUUUUCUCUAGAGGGAAAAAAGGGGCAACAGAUUAAAUCCAGACUUGAGCCACCCUGAAUGGACUCCGUGGGUGACGUCGCCAAGGCACUUGCCGACGAUCGGAGUUGUGGUUUGUGUCCUGAAAGGUCUCCCAGGUCUGACUGGAAGCAAGUCACCUCCUAGGAGCAGGUACUUCAGAGGGGGCCGACCAGUGAGGUCAGCAGACCCGGAGACAGGCAGCCUAUUAUCUGCUGGGCUUGGGGAGGCUUGACUGGGGAUAAGGAAAGAUGAGUUGAGGGAGAUGUAACGUGAUCUGCCGCACCUGAGGGUCGUCAGCAAUAUGCCAUUAAGGAAGAGGUGCCGGUACGGAUCUCGCCAGCUGCAGUUCCUUUUACUGUUCCUGAUGCUGGGAUGCUUCCUGAUGAUGGUGGUGAUGCUGAAUCCACCAUCCCAGGACCCCCAGAGGGCCAGGAUUUCCCGCCCUGAGCAACUUCUCCCUGAAGACAGGUACCAGCUGGACUUUGGGGAGUCCCAGGAAUGGGUGCUGGAGACCCAGGAGGAGAGCCAGCAGUACUACCCCCUGGAGGGGCUGGCCCCUUUCCUCUCCUUGCGGGAGGAUGAGCUUCUGGUCGCCAACCCCACAGCCCGGAGGAACCUGAGCAGGGGGAGGCGAGGCGGGGGCUACCGGCUGGUGAAACAGCAAGGCAGGAGGCCGGGGGAGUUUGCUGAGGUCAGGCCGGGGGCCGGAUGGCGGGGGAUGUUUGUAGCUUUCCCCCGCCCGGAUGGACGUGACCCAGGCGGGGAUGAGCCCCUAGGGGAGCUUGGGUUAGAGACUCACGGCUUCAACGAGGCACUGAGUGAGCGGAUCUCUCUGCACAGGGAGCUGCCUGAGGUGCGGCAUCCUCUGUGUCGGCAGCAGCAUUACGGAGACAACCUGCCCUCAGCCAGCAUCAUCAUCUGCUUCCAUAAUGAGGCAUGGUCCACUCUCCUCAGAACAGUGCACAGCAUCCUGGACACCGUCCCCAGGCCCCACCUUAAGGAGAUCAUCUUAGUUGAUGACCUCAGCCAGCAAGAUCACCUCAAGUCUGCACUUAGUGACUAUGUUUCCAAGCUGGAUGGGGUGAAACUUCUCAGGAGCAAUAAGAGACUGGGGGUCAUCAGGGGGCGGAUGCUUGGAGCUGCUCGGGCGACAGGGGAUGUGCUGGUCUUCAUGGACUCCCACUGCGAAUGCCACCGGGGCUGGCUAGAACCCCUGUUGAGCAGAAUAGCCAGCAACAGAAAUCGAGUUGUCACUCCUAUCCUAGAUGUGAUUGAUUGGAAGACUUUCCAGUAUUUUCACUCAGAGGAUCUGCAACAAGGGGUGUUUGACUGGAAACUAGAUUUCCACUGGGAACUGUUACCGGAACAAAAAAGGAAGGUACGCCAGUCUCCCAUCAGCCCAAUCAGAAGUCCUGUGGUACCUGGAGGAGUGAUGGCAAUGGACAGACAUUAUUUCCAAAACACUGGCGCGUACGACUCUCUCAUGACCCUGUGGGGAGGUGAAAACCUGGAGCUGUCUAUACGGGUCUGGCUCUGUGGUGGUUCUGUAGAAGUUCUUCCCUGUUCUCGUGUGGGACACGUCUACCGAAACCAGGCCUCAGACACCUUACCUAACCAAGAGGCCAUCCUUAGGAACAAGAUCCGGAUUGCGGAAACCUGGCUUGGUUCCUUUAAAGAAAUCUUUUAUCAGCACAGUCCUGAGGCUUUCUCACUGCGCAAGGUGGAGAAACCUGAUUGCAGUGAACGUCUUCAGCUACAAAGGAGACUGGGGUGCAGGACUUUCCACUGGUUUCUAUCCAACAUAUACCCUGAGCUCUACCCAUCUGAACGCAGACCAGGAUUCUCUGGAAAGCUCUUCAGCACUAGAGUUGGAUUCUGUGUGGAUGGCGGAUCCAAAGGGAAAAUUCCAGGCUCUUCCAUAACGCUGCUUCCCUGUAGUGACAGUCAGCAUCAGCACCUGGAGUACACCAGCAGGAAGGAAAUCCGCUCCGGAACCAAGCUGCAGCUUUGCUUUGAUGUUAGAGAAGAGCAGCUCAUUCUUCAGAAUUGUUUGGAAGAAGCACACACCAUUCACCAGCAGCUCUGGGAUGUCCAGGAGAAUGGGUGGAUUGUUCACAUCCUUUCUGGGAAAUGCAUAGAAGCCGGGGAGAGUGAACAAGAGGACUUGUACCUACGGUUAUGCGACCAGAAAGCCAAUCAGUUGUGGAGGUUUGAACAUAUCAAUGAGGUGGACGUAAGAUGAUUGUCCUGAGGAUCAAUCUGAAAGCGGAGUCUCGUCUUCAGCCCCAGAGAGUGAAAAAUGACAAAACCUUGCAUGGGAAAAGAGGCCUUAUUUCUGUUCUUUGUGACAGUAACAGAAAGCUCCUAGGAUGAUGCAUCAUUUCAGAAAUGCAGCUGGUCUCUUGUUCUUCUGAAGUAUUCACUGCUCUUCUAGUCUGAAGGCCAAUAAUGUUCCUCUCAACUAUAAAAGACUAGGGCUCUGAAUGUGCACAGUAACAUUUAGCUCUUCAGCUAUGACCCUGCAGAACUGAGUCCUUCAUGAAAGUCAGAUUCAUAAUAUAUUCUGAGAAAUGGGCCUAAAUACCUUCUGCCUUGGUAUCCAAGUGGCCUGUUUGCUUUAUUCCAAUACCGCUUUGGCCUUCUCCCUAGUGAUUGCCUGCAGGGCCUUAGGGGAAGGGCAGAGAAAGAGCAAGCACAUGCAAGAGGAGAGUUGGACUAUGUCCAGCAGUGGGAAGGCAGCAGUCAACCGUAGCCCAAUCUCCUUAAAAUCUAGGUUUGCGAGCCACCAGAAGAGGUUGUCAGAGGUUUAGAGGCUGGGGAGAAAGAGGGCUGGUUGAGAGGGCAAGAACUGGAGUUGGGAGAAUAAGGUCCUAGGGUCCCUGGAGGCAGCCAAGAUGCAGGCAGAGCAGCCUUCUGAAUAGUCAGAGUAGAAGAGUCAGGUAAGUCUUCUCCAUAUUAGUGAUUUUUGCCUCCAGUGAUGUGUCUUCCUAUUGCCCCUCUCUCUGAUCCGUUCCUCUUCCAAAUCCUCUCAUCCCUUCUUCUCCUUUCCCCACCUUUCAUUCUUUUCCCUAUCUUUCAUAUUUCUUUCUCAUUUCUCUUUUGUUUUUCUGUCUCUUUUGUGCUCUUUCUUCUCUUCCUCUCUCUCUCAUUUUUGCUCAUAGAGAGGAUUGAAUCUAGCAGUUGAAACUGGCCAUGUUUAGUGGUGGAAGCAGGUUUCUUUUAUAGGUGAAUUGUUCUAUUGGCCUGUUUUAGUGUGUGUAUCAUGUAGGGAACCCCCUGGUAGGGCAGUUUGGUUGCGCUGGAAAGAAAAUCCCAUAGGAUGUGAAUGAGCCAGGCUGACCCUCUGGUUUGGCUAAGGCCUCAACAUUCUCCUAGGUGAGUAUCCUCUCAAGAAGAGUCAAAAGAUGUAGGAUGUUUGGGAUGAGUCUAUUCAGAAGGGCUUGUUUGUAUGCAAGAAAUAGCUAACAACAAAUAUCAUACUUGUAUUACCUCUUCUGCUUCACAGCUUUCAGUUACAAUUUGGAUCCCUGAUACUUUGCCACUCAAGGAAAACAAUUUCCUUGUUUCUUGCUUUGGGUUUGUUAGUUUCCAAGCAAAUACUCAGCAAAAGUUGAAUACUCUGGCAAGCCUGUUAAGCUUAAGGAUGGGUAGUAAACAGAGAAUUUAGAAGCUCUUAGGGGUUAAGAAAGAAGCUCUAUUUUUUGAAAAUAAUUUUAUUGUCAGAACCUUGUGUUUGUAUCAUAAAUCAUUGGUAUAAAGUAAUAUAAUAAAAUACAAUAAUAAAUUUCAUGAAA